CAUUUUACACUAGUCCCUACUCCAGGUGUGGCGUGGUAAACUGCAGACUGACGUGCUUCGGACAAGGAGGCAUGUCAAAGUCCGAAGUGUACAAUAACUCGGAAAGUUUCAAUCCCAAGAAGUACUCGAAAACUUUCCUAUCCCUAUCCUCCGAUGCCGAGCCACUCGCUAGAGAGCUGACGCGUUUUCGAUUACAGCAACUGCACGAGUUCUACGAGCAACACGGACCGCAACUGACUGGAUGCAGAAUACUGGAGUAUGGUGGAGGCCCGGGUCACGUCUACCCUCUGAUCAGUGCAGCACCGUAUGCUUCAGAGAUCGUGUUUGCAGAGUACGCAGAGCAAAACCGGAAAGUAGCAGAAGAGUGGAGAUCGAACAAGAGCGAAGCGUUAGACCUGACACCUCUUUUCCAACAUGUCGUGAGCUCAUUAGAAAGCAAUAAGGACGAAAACGCAGUAGAACAAAGAGAGACGAGCGUCAGAUCGCUAAUUACUCAAAUCGUGCCAUGCGACAUCAACGAAUCCGACGCUCUGCGUGACGUCACUCUCCCGUUUGACGUCGUUUCUACUCACUUUUGCCUCGUCACUGCUGUCGCAUCAGUGGAGCAGUACACGCUCGGUUUGCAAAAGCUGGCUCGACUAUUGCGUCCGGGCGGAAUGAUUGUGAUGACGGAGUCAAUAGGAGGUACCUUCUAUCGAGUGGAGGGUAAGAAGUUACAUAAUUUGCACCUCGGCUCGACAGAAGUGGUUCAGCAAUCUUUGGUACAAGCUGGAUUCACUAAUGUGUCAAUGAAGACAAUGAAACGACCACCUUCUGAACUGAACGAUAUCGUAGAGUAUGCAUUUGUUACAGCUGUUUUGGCUUCUGCUUGAAUGACAGACUAGCAGUCACAGAGUAUGUUACUAAAUCAAUAUGAAAGGCUAUAUUAUCUGUCAGUUCAAUACAAACUUCUAUGUUGUGAGUGUGUA
Corticium candelabrum is the source of this 968-nucleotide messenger RNA. RefSeq lists its product as uncharacterized. The record is from RefSeq and is a predicted model, not a curated record. The transcript has a single exon. NCBI's taxonomy places the organism in Eukaryota, Metazoa, Porifera, Homoscleromorpha, Homosclerophorida, Plakinidae. Gene Ontology annotation, molecular function: N-methyltransferase activity. The coding region runs from base 72 to 872 and encodes 266 amino acids. Gene Ontology annotation, cellular component: cytosol.